AGAGAGAUACAUAAAUAGACAAACAGCAGCCAUAUAGAGACAGAAAAAUGCCACUGAGAUUGGCAGACAGACAGACAGAUAGACAAACGCCACUGGGAAGGACAGACAGCCAAACAGACAGAUUCCAUUGUGACAGAUAGCCAGAUAGAGACGGACAAAUACCACCAAGUUGGACAGUUAGCAAGGCAGACAGAAACCUCUAAAAUCAUCAGACAGCUGGAUAGACAGACAAAAGUUAAUAAAUGGACGAAAAAAAAAUUAGCAUUGUCAGGAAUAUUUGCUAGCUGAUAUACACAACAACUGUAAAAGUCAUUAAGUAGAAGAACCGCCACAACAAUAGUUAUUUUUAAGGUAAGGAAAUUUGAUCGCCAGUUCAGUCUCAGAGAUAAAAGCGAUAACAUUUCCGAAAUAUAUGAAUGAACCCCAGUAUUCCAUUUCCGACUGAUGAUUCCCACUGCGAUGCCAAAGUGUUCCUGGCCUCCCACUCUGGCCUGGCAGGAAUGCGGUCAUAUUCCCUCUUGCACAUUUUCCCUUCCUGACAUUUUCUUCCGCCCACUCCACUCCCGCACGUCCUGAUAGAUUCCUCCCUGCGCAUAUUUCCCUCUAUAGAUUUUUUUCCUAUGGACAUUUUUCCCCCCUCUCCCACGUGUAUGUACUUGAUAGCAGUGUAACAUGAUAAAGCGCUGACCUAAACACAUAUUCAGGACCUCUUGUCUGGGAAACUUAUGAAUUUUGAGAUGCUCCUUGCGACGUUAAGUGUUCGCCGUUUGUUUUCUGCCCUGACGUGUAAGCUAGUGUGUGUGGUGAUUUCAGCCCAUCUAGUGUGUACCUUGAACGGCUGAUGAAGAGUAAAUAGGAAGCACAGUUACUUGAAAGAAAUACAAAAAAAAAAAAAAAAACGUCCUUCUUUGGAUUCAUAUAAAUGUUCAUAGUAUUCAUCACUGAUACUCAUUAAUGAAAAAAAAGACAGUAUAUUAAUUAAGUUUCUGUGUUUCACUUAUUUAGAAUAGUGUGGCUUAAUAUUAUUACGCUCAGUAAGGAUUAACUUGCGUGAUGUAAUCAUAGUUUUAGAUGUAAAAACAAUUAUUGAAAACCUUUUCCACUGUUCAACACUCGAAGCUUCUCGGAAUAAUUAUGCCAGUUGCUGUUAUCUUUGUCUUACCAAGGAGCGAGCCAUGGUCUUAGCUUCAGCAGAGACACCUGGAAAAGAAACAGAAAAGGAAAGUAAAAGGAUUACAAACACUUGACCUAAGACAUUAAAAAUCGCUACAUAGAAAAUUGAUCACAAAGUGAUCUGAGUCUAGAAAGCUGUCUGUGAAGCCCUCUGAACCAAUCUGAAUCAAGUGAGCUUGUGUUCACCAACAUGACAGCCUCCUUCUUUGGUUUGGUUCUCAGCUUUGGUUUUACCUCUGGCCGGCAGACUUCUUAAUUAUUUUAUCUUCCCCUUAAUUCUUCCUUGUUUCCUCAUAUGCGAGCUCUUCUGAUUGUCAUAGUGUCCGUUAUAUACCAGAAUAAGUGUUGCCGUCAGAUUGAACGGAUGUGACUGUGUUUAUGCUUGUAAAACACUAGUAAACAUGUCACUUUACUUCAUAGUGUGUAUUACGUAUCAAAUCACAGAAUCCCUUCUAGUCGCCAGCUUCGUCCUAAGAAAACGUCACCUAACAUGGGACCUCAUAAGGGUAGACGUAAGAAAAAUGCGGUAUAUCUUCUAUCACGUUUAUUUCUCAUUCAGCUUGUUAUCAUAUAACCCAUAUUCUGAAAUGCUUCUACGCUACACCAGGACUUCUUUUUUUUUUUUUUUUUUUACGAUUUGCUCUCACCACGACUAUUUUCAAAGGCUACAGAGAUUAUUAGACAGGUUUCCAAGAUUGUUUCUCCUGCCAAUAAUGUGAAAAUCGUGUUAAUAUGUCAAUGUAACCGUAAAAACACCCUGAAAACCCCAUGUAACUUCAACUAGAGCAUUUUGAAUGCAGUGGGGUGCGGCGCAUGAAUGUUUCAGAAUAUGGCCCUAAGUUACACGGGUUUUAUUUAUUUAUUUUUUUUUUAUUGUAGUGGGAAAUUAACAAGCUUUCUAUAUUAUUAACAGAGAAACACACUUGAGAACCCGACAAAUAAUUUGUGACCUUUAAAAAUAGUUCUUGUGAGAGUCAGAAGUAUAUUAUAGUAGGAUUCCCAGCAGUGCCAGCCUGGAGUCUCGUCAGGAAGACGAGCGUCCCACCACAACACAACUCCUCGGUCUGUAAAGUAUGCCAGAGACAGGAACGAGAUGAUGCAAGUGGUGCUGAGGGAAUUAGGGAAUGUCAGAGUGGAGAAGACAGGAAGGGAAUAGAUGGCGUUCCUGCUGGCACUGUGGAAAGACGAAUAAAAGAAUGGUUGAGGCUGCGAAGGAGCUCCAAGAGGAAAUUAAUGUGGUGUACAAGAUGUAGGAAUUAGUGGUGUUGAAGAUGGUGUCUGUUUUCUGUUCGCCGUUUUUUUUUUUUUUUUUUCCUACAGGAGUUGCUGAUACAAAGGCCUGGCUCAGAAGUAAUCCCGAGCACUAAAUAUCAAGAUUAGGACCUGUAGCAUCAAGAUCAAGAUCCGCCAAGAUGAUGGCCGUGGCUUCAGCCGAGAAGCGUCCCCUCAAACGUCAAAAACUAGGACCUCCAGACGUCUAUCCACAAGAUGCCAAACAAAAAGAGGAUGAGCUAGAUGAUGUGAGUGUGAAGCAGGGAUUCACUCACCGGCCUCAGAUUCAGGAUGAGUACAGCAGUGCUCAGAACACUUCCAUCACUCCAGCCAAGGCAGCUUUGUCACAGCCUCGAGUUGGACCAAGUAGUAUACUACAGUUUCUCACAGCAGGAAAGGUUGCAAAUUACUUUAAUGCCAUCCUCAAGAAGAAGGCAGAGUGCAACCAGCUGCCAGACACAGCCAGGAAGAAGCAGCAAAUUAAUAUUAAAGGUAAUUUUUGGCUUGUGACACCAAGAUCCAAGGCAGCAAUUGAAGCUUGGUUUAAGGACCUUGCGGGAUCCAAGCCUUUGACUUCACUGGCUAAAAAGGUUCCAAUCUUCAGCAAACGGGAAGACAUGUUCCUGACGCUGUGUGAGUACUCAGUCCCCAUGCUGAGGGCAACGUGGUUUAUCAAAAUGACAUCUGCUUAUCAAGAGUCAAAAGUAGCAGAAUAAAAAAUCAAGAAACGACAGCAGCCAGACAUUGCACAGG
This is a messenger RNA of Scylla paramamosain (green mud crab), 3198 nucleotides long. RefSeq names its product mediator of RNA polymerase II transcription subunit 12-like. Gene Ontology annotation, biological process: regulation of transcription by RNA polymerase II. The transcript has 5 exons. Gene Ontology annotation, cellular component: mediator complex. NCBI's taxonomy places the organism in Eukaryota, Metazoa, Arthropoda, Malacostraca, Decapoda, Portunidae. The coding region runs from base 2586 to 3161 and encodes 191 amino acids. Gene Ontology annotation, molecular function: transcription coregulator activity. The record is from RefSeq and is a predicted model, not a curated record.